This is a messenger RNA of Oncorhynchus nerka (sockeye salmon), 3109 nucleotides long. Its product is annotated as UDP-glucuronosyltransferase-like. Lineage: Eukaryota; Metazoa; Chordata; Actinopteri; Salmoniformes; Salmonidae. Gene Ontology annotation, molecular function: UDP-glycosyltransferase activity. The record is from RefSeq and is a predicted model, not a curated record. The transcript has 5 exons. Bases 111 to 1745 code for a protein of 544 amino acids.
ACUCUGAGGUCCAGCCCCCUCUCAGUAGCACUCUCAGUAGUGCCAGAUCUCAGGGAGGUAUUGUCCCUUCUCACAGCAGCUCGCAUUACUGAGCUGAAAGGCAGAGAGGCAUGGGUUGGGGGGAGAAUGUUCCUGUGCUGGGGUUGAGGACGGGGCUGAAGAUGGGGCAGUGUCUGGGACAGGGAUCGCUGGCCCUGCUGUACUGCCUGGCCCUGUGUCCGGGGACCGUCCAGGGGGACAAGGUCUUGGUGAUGCCUGUAGAUGGGAGCCACUGGCUGAGCAUGAAGCUGCUGGUGAAGGAGCUGGCGGCCAGGGGCCAUGAGAUGGUGGUGCUGGUCCCUGAGACGUCCAUCCUCAUCCAGGGCUCUGACUACUACAGGACUGAGACUUUUAGGGUCCCUUACAGCAAGGCCCAGCUGGACGAGAGCGUCAACAAACUGAAGGACGGUGUGUUUCUCAAGAUGCCGGAGGUAAUGGAUAUAUUUGUGAGCGUGCAGCAUCUGGUUGACUUCACCACCAUGCAGGUGAAAGGCUGUGAGGGUCUGCUGUAUGAUGAAUCCCUGAUGCAGCGUCUCAGAGGAGAAGGGUUCCAGCUGAUGUUGACGGAUCCCUUCCUACCCUGUGGAUCCAUCAUUGCUGACUCCUUCAACAUCCCAGCAGUGUACUUCCUGAGGGGGAUCCCCUGUGGGCUGGAUGACAGGGCUGCCCAGUGCCCCACUCCCCCCUCCUAUGUACCACGCUUCCACUCAGGCAACACUGACCACAUGGACUUCCUAGGGAGGUUGAAGAACAUGAUGAUGUACGGUCUGGAGAGCUACCUGUGUACAUUCAUGUUUGCCAGCUUUGACAAGCUGACCAGUAGGUAUCUGGAGAAGGACAUGACGUACAGGGAGCUGCUGGGAAACGGUGCUAUCUGGCUGCUGAGGUAUGACUACUCCUUUGAAUAUCCCAAACCCAGGAUGCCCAACAUGGUCAACAUAGGAGGCAUCAACUGUGGUAAAAGAGCUCCACUGCCACCGGACCUGCAGGAGUUUGUGGAUGAGUCAGGAGAGGAUGGCUUCGUGGUCUUCACCCUGGGCUCUUUGGUCUCCCAGAUGCCAGAGGAGAGAGCCAAGCAGUUCUUUGAUGCCUUCAGCAGGAUCCCUCAGAGGGUUGUGUGGAGGUACACAGGGGUGGUGCCUGAGAAUGCUCCAGCCAACGUCAGAGUGAUGAAGUGGCUUCCUCAGAAUGAUUUGCUGGGCCACCCCAAGGUCAAGGCCUUCAUCACCCACGGAGGAACCCACGGUAUUUACGAGGGGAUCUGUAACGGCGUUCCCAUGGUGAUGCUGCCAUUGUUUGGUGACCAGGGUGACAACGUACACCGCAUGGCAGUGAGGGGAGUAGGGGAGGUGCUCAGUGUGUUCGACGUCACCUCAGACAAACUGGUGGAGGCCCUCAACAAGGUCAUCAAUGACAAGAGUUACAAGCAGAAGAUGCUACAGCUGUCAACGGUGCAUAAGGACCGUCCCAUUGAGCCGCUGGACCUGGCCGUGUUCUGGACAGAGUUUGUGAUGCGCCACGGAGGAGCCGACCACCUGAGACCCGCUGCUCACGACCUGAACUGGAUCCAGUACCACAGUCUGGACGUGUUCGCUCUGCUACUUACUAUAAUUCUCACUGUUGUCAUGGUCACCGUUAAAUGCUGCAAAGUCUGCUUCCGCAAGUGCUGUGGAAUGAUUUGGACAAUGAAGAUGAAGAGUGAGUGAAUGUCCUUCCUGUGGCUUAGGCUGGGAUUCAAUACAAGGCUGGUUGUAGUGCACUGUCACCAAUAAUGUGCCUUUUACAGGCAAUGUUUCCGUGUUUGCUGUGAUCGCAUUCACGUUAUAUGCUGCAGAUAUCAACUCAAAUUAUCUUCAAAUGUUAAGCGACCUACAAAGCUAUGCUUGAAUACCAGCCAAGCCUUAAGGCACUAGAGUCCAGUGAAGCUAUACUGCCACCUCUAGGGCCUGUGUGUAUAACAGGGAAGAUAUACUGUAGGCUACUGUAGGUUGAAGUAAAGGAACACCAAAAAACUGCUCAGAAAACCCACACCUGGGUUUGUAUGGUGUGUGUGAGUGAAGGGUUUGUGUGUAGUGGGGGGAGCUUACGUCAUGUUUGAUAUCUCAGGAUAAUGUCAAAGUAACUUCAUGCAUCGGUUAUCAAUAAUGCCAGCAAGACACAAGUCCCAUUUCUCAGCCACUGUGCCUUUGGAAGAGUAUGGCCUAGAUGAAAUCCGUAUUGUGGAAGAUCAGUGCAAUAGCGCGAUUGCCAUUUAAAAACAAUGUUCCUGCAUUUGCGGAGACUGCGUUCACACGUGUCUCAAACGGAAAUUUUAAUUGCAUUAUAACGCAGCUCUUCCGCGAUAUGGUUGAAUCUAGCCAUGACUCAAACUGUUGGCCUUUCUAGUUCAGCCUAUGUCAUGCUGAUUCAAUACCCUGUUAAAGGCCCAGUGCAGUCAAAUUUGAUUUCCCUGUUAUAUAUAUAUAUAUAUAUAUUUACACACACACAGAGUUUGGAAUAAUACUGUGAAGAGAAAAGUAUGAUCAUGUCCUUUUAGUAUAAGAUCGGUUUAAAAAGACCACCUGAAAUGUCAUCCUAUUUACGUGGAAUGGAGUUAUGGCCUGCCUGUUGACAUCUCCAUGCUGCAAGUUAGUUAAUAAACCAAUAAGAAAGAGUUCCAAACCUAUUUGCCAAUAACAGCUAGUUUAGUUUCCCACACCCCACUCAGACCACUCCUAGAUAGUCCCAGCUAAAUACUUGCUUGAGAAAUUGAUCUUAGCUAAGAAGCUGUUUGUUUAAAAUUAAAAUGGUAAAAUAAUCGCAGUAAUGUACUUAUUUGUUACCCAGAAAUGAUUUGAUAUUGAGAUAUAAAUGGCUACAUUGGACCUUUAACAACCAAAUUGGUGACAGGAGAGUCUUUGAAAUUAUUUUUCACUGGUAAAAAGUGAUGUCUUCCAUGCGAUGUCAACAUGUUGCUAGAUGUUAAGACAAAGAAUACGUAUUUUGCUUAUUUGUUGUUGUACAGUAUUUUGGAUCACAUUGUGAAAAAAAAUUAUCUACAAAUACAUUUUAAUAAAAAGUUGUCCCUUUU